Dama dama (fallow deer) is the source of this 1514-nucleotide messenger RNA. RefSeq names its product GTPase, IMAP family member 1 (gene GIMAP1). Bases 464 to 1372 code for a protein of 302 amino acids. The transcript is spliced from 3 exons. Gene Ontology annotation, cellular component: endoplasmic reticulum. The record is from RefSeq and is a predicted model, not a curated record. Gene Ontology annotation, molecular function: GTP binding. Lineage: Eukaryota; Metazoa; Chordata; Mammalia; Artiodactyla; Cervidae.
GCAGGAGCUACAACCAACAAGAAGGAACAUGGUUCUGAGAGCAUUUACUGUCUGAGCACCCGGGCUCCACCAGGCACCUACCUUUCGGGUAAUCAUGGGAGGACGGAAGAUGCCAAGAGAUGAAGAAAAUGCCUAUGUGGGACGGAAUCAGAGAAAAUAAGACAGAGGCUCCUGAAAUUGUCAAUGCGGACCAGCUUUGCACAGCCUGGAUGACAGAUCAUAUCAGACGAAGUAAUGGCGUGUAUUACAAAGGCAUCCUCUAGAGAAACGUUCAGCAGCUGCUGGAGCACCUACAGGUGCACGUGUGACGCCAAAGACAGGAGAAAUAGACGGGUAGAGACCCCCUUGGAGUGCCCAAAUCUCACACCAGGUCACUCAGUAAAGGUCUGACCCCAAACACAACCGUGGAAGCGCUCUGUUCUCCUUCGCUCGCAAGGCGUCCAGGAGACCUGGGGACCGGGACAUGUCGCUCUCAGGUUCCGAAGCUUACAGACCACCGGUGCCCACAGGUUUCCAGUUCAGGUCCGCCCCGCAGGAGCGCAGGCUGCGCCUCCUCCUGGUUGGGAGGUCGGGGACCGGGAAGAGCGCCACGGGCAACAGCAUCCUCCAGCGGAAGCACUUCCUCUCCAGGCUCGCGGCCACGGCGGUGACCCAGGCCUGUGCCACGGGGAGCUGCCGCUGGGCCUCGUGGGACGUGGAAAUCCUCGACACCCCCGACCUCUUCAGCCCCGAGGUCGCCCAGGCAGACCCGGGCUUUGAGGAGAGAGCCCGCUGCUACCUGCUGUCGGCCCCGGGGCCCCACGCCGUGCUCCUGGUGACCCAGCUCGGCCGCUUCACCGCCCAGGACCUGCGGGCCUGGCGCGGGGUGAAGGCGCUCUUCGGGGCGGGCAUCGCGGCGCGCGCCGUCGUGGUCUUCACCCGCAGGGAGGACCUGGCGCGGGGCUCGCUGCAGCAGUACGUGCGCGACACGGACAACCGCGCCCUCCGGGAGCUGGUGGCCGAGUGCGGGGGCCGCUGCUGCGCCUUCGACAACCGAGCGGCCGACGGGGAGCGCGAGGCGCAGGUCGGCGAGCUGAUGGGGCUGGUGGAGGAGCUGGUGCGGGACCACGGCGGGGCCCCCUACACCAACGACGUGUACCGCCUGGUGCAGACCCUGGGCGGGCUGAGCCCCGAGGAGAGGCUGCGCAGGGUGGCGGAGCGACUGGCCGCCCGCGCGCCGACGUGGCCGGGGCGGGGGCCUCUGGCCGGGCUGUGGCGGUGGCCCAAGGCGGCGCCGGGGACCCGGUGUAAGCUGGGCCUGGCCGCCCUGCUGGGCGCCCUGUUCCUGCUGUACCUGCUCUGCAGGCGCCGGCCCGAGGCCGUGACGGUGUGACCUUCAGUCUCGCAGGUCACCUGGCAAGAAAGGACCUGAACACUUGGAUCUGAAGGGGGAUUUCAAAGGAAUCAGAGUUUUCAGAAAUUUCAUGUUUACCCCAGCACAUAAUUUUUAAAUAAAGUUGUACCACUUCAAAACA